GUGUGUGACAGGACCUCCAAUUUGGCUGGCAAAGUCGCUCUGCAAAAAAAAAAGACAUACAGACUUCCAGUUCCCCAUUCUCUACUGAAUUCUCAACCAAGUUUGCCAUUAGUCACCCACCAUGGCUAUGUCAGCAAGACGACUAAAGAGAAAGAUGCAGGCUCCAAAAUUGCCUAGCACAGACCCUCAAUUUGACAAGUCAUUUGAAUUGUUGGCUCAGGCAAUACACGAAAUUCACCGUAAAAAUGCCUCCAACCUGUCGUAUGAAGAACUCUAUAGAAAUGCCUACAUCAUGGUCUUGCAAAAGAGGGCAGACACUUUGUACAACGGUGUUAAAGAGGUUAUUUCAGACCACUUGGAGCUUGUAGCGGAGACAGAAGUCGUACCUGCCUUUGUCAAGACAACAGAUACUAAUGCAAGGAUGAGCGCAGACGCUGGUACAUCGUUUUUAAUGACGCUAAAGCGUGUCUGGAAUGAUCAUACAACCUCUAUGAUCAUGAUUAGGGACAUAUUGAUGUAUAUGGACAAAAAACAUGUUAAGCCAGCGAAUAUGCCGUUGGUAUACGAUAUGGGCCUAGAGCUCUUUCGCGACAAAGUUAUUCGAUCUCAAAAACACCCAAUCCAGGCACAAUUGACAGCAGUUCUACUUGAUCAAAUAAAAAUGGAACGUAGAGGGGAGCAAAUCGACCGGAGCGCUAUCAAGGGCGCCGUAGAUAUGUUGGUAGAGUUAUACGACCAGGACAAACGAGAAAAUGUAUACGUAGUGGACUUUGAACCACACUUUCUGGAAACAAGUAGCGCGUUUUACCUUGUGGAAAGCCAGGCUCUUUUGGCGGAAUGCGAUGCUUCUGAAUAUAUGCGAAAAAUUGAGAAGAGGAUGAAUGAAGAAUACAAUAGAACCAGGCACUAUUUGUCUCCUGUGACAGAACCCAAAAUUCGAAAUAUUGUCGAAACUCAAUUAAUCACGAACCAUGCAAAAACCAUUAUGGAAAUGGAAAAUUCUGGCUUAAGGCCAAUGUUGGCAGCCAGUGCCAUCGAAGAUCUCUCGCGUAUGUACAAACUAUUCUCAAGAGUUCCAGAAGGACUCAACGAAAUGCGCACCUAUAUCAAAAACUACGUGCUGGAACUGGGAAAUCUCAUUAAUGCUAAAGUGGACUCAGCAAACGAUAAUACCAAACCAAAGGAUAAAGACGGAGCGGGUGCUGGUGAUAAACCCGCAACAACUACUGGUAGUUUAUACACAGCAUUGCGAUGGGUGCAAGAUAUUCUUGAGCUACAGGAGAAGUUCAACAAAAUCAUAGACUUUGCUGUCUUAAAGGACAAGAGCUUUCAAACAGCCGUUAAUGAGGCAUUUGAAACGUUCAUCAAUGCUAAUCCUAGGUCUCCUGAGUACAUAUCUCUGUUUAUUGAUGAAAACCUGAAGAAAGGACUGAAAGGGAAAACUGAAGAAGAGGUCGAUAACAUUCUGGAUCAUACCAUCACUUUGUUUCGAUUUAUUCGUGAGAAGGAUGUCUUUGAGCGAUAUUAUAAGCAGCACCUUGCCAAGCGUUUGCUGUUUGGACGGAGUGUUUCGGACGAUGCCGAAAGAAGCAUGAUUACAAAACUCAAGGUCGAGUGUGGCUACCAAUUCACUACAAAAUUAGAGGGUAUGUUCAAUGACAUACGAAUAUCUGCAGACACUGUUACUGCAUACAAGGACUAUUUGGAUGCAUCUGGAAUUGAGAAACCAAAGAUCGAUAUGGCCUCAACGAUAUUGACAUCCACGUUCUGGCCUAUGAGUGCUUCCACUUCACCAAAGUGGAUCAUGCCUGCGGAAAUCACGGAUGCCUGUCAAUCGUUCGAAAAGUUCUACUAUGGACGACACAAUGGACGAAGAUUGACUUGGCAACCAAACAUGGGAACCGCCGAUAUCAAAGCCAGCUUCAACACGAAACGACAUGACCUAAAUGUCUCAACCUACGGCAUGGCCAUCCUCCUUUUGUUCAACGAAGUCCCAGACGAGCAAUGCCUAACGACUUCGGAUAUACAAGCACAAACAGAUAUCAACGAUAUCGACCUUAGACGGACUUUACAGUCACUGGCUUGUGGAAAAUACAAAAUUUUGAUUAAAGAACCAAAAGGGAAAGAAGUCGACACUACAGACAAGUUCUAUCUGAAUGUCAACUUCACAUGCCCAUUAGCUAGGAUCAAAAUUCAGACAGUAGCGACCAAAGUGGAAACGGAAAGCGAACGCAAAACGACGCAUGAAAAGGUGGAUAAACUUCGUAAACAUCAGAUCGAAGCAGCUAUUGUUCGAAUCAUGAAGGAUAGAAAGACUAUGGAUCAUAACCUUCUCAUUGCUGAGGUGGUCAAGCAGUUGAGCAAUAGGUUUAAUCCGAGCCCGCAGAUGAUCAAGAAGCGGAUUGAAGAAUUGAUUGACCGAGAAUACCUGGAGCGUAAUGCUGGUGAUAGAAAAUCUUACAACUACCUCGCUUGAUCGCCGUGCCUGCUGAUACCUUUACUUUUACCCUAUGAAUUUUGGCUGGCUGGCAUUACCCGUGUACCGUACCUAACUUUCUUUCUCAUGUAUUUUCCCAACAAUGGUAGCAAUGCAAACCAUAAGCAAAUAAAUCUCAUGCUGGGCAAUUGCUUAUCUUCCCUUAAAUGUAA
This is a messenger RNA of Umbelopsis ramanniana AG, 2649 nucleotides long. RefSeq lists its product as uncharacterized. The transcript is spliced from 13 exons. Bases 122 to 2476 code for a protein of 784 amino acids. Gene Ontology annotation, biological process: protein ubiquitination; ubiquitin-dependent protein catabolic process. The record is from RefSeq and is a predicted model, not a curated record. Gene Ontology annotation, molecular function: ubiquitin protein ligase binding. NCBI's taxonomy places the organism in Eukaryota, Fungi, Mucoromycota, Umbelopsidomycetes, Umbelopsidales, Umbelopsidaceae. Gene Ontology annotation, cellular component: Cul3-RING ubiquitin ligase complex.